AUGCUCAUCGGCAGCAUCAGCCAUCGCCAUCGAGCCAUAUUUGCGCAGCCGUGGAACGGCGGCGCCGCCUCGCCGUUCACUGGCGGCAGCCCCGCCUGUAGCCUGGCGCACGGCGCAGAGGGCAGCAGCCUGCGCUCCCGCAAUGCGCCACGGGCUGUGGGUGUUGCCGCCGCUGCCUCCCCCGUUCCCGGCGACUUCAGCAUCCCUGCUGCCCCCAUCCUGAUCCCCGAGGGGCCCUGGAAGGCGGUGGACGGCUGCGUGUGCGCCCCCAAGGGCUUCAAGGCGCAAGGCAUGUACGGUGGGCUGCGCGCCAAGGGCACCAAGGCUGACCUGGCGCUCAUCACGUGCGACUGUGAGGCUGUGGCGGCGGGCGUGUUCACGCUUAACGUCAUGUGCGCCGCCCCUGUGACCUUCUGCCAGGAGGUGCUGGCCAAGCGGGACACAGUGAGGGCAGUGCUGGUGAACGCAGGUCAGGCCAACGCGGCCACCGGGGAGCAAGGAUACAAGGACAGCCUGGCCUCGGCUGACGCGGUGGCGGCAGCACUGGGCGUGUCGCGCGACGAGGUGCUGCUGGAGUCCACGGGCGUCAUCGGGCGGCGCAUCAAGAUGGAGCAGCUGGUGGCGGCGGUGCCGCUGCUGGCGUCGGCGUUGGGAUCGGGCGCUGAGGAUGCGCACCGCGCCGCCGUGGCCAUCACCACCACCGACCUCGUCAGCAAGAGUGCGGCGCUGGAGGUGGACCUGGGGUCGGGGCGCACCGUGCGGCUGGGCGGCAUCGCCAAGGGCUCGGGCAUGAUCCACCCCAACAUGGCCACCAUGCUGUCGGUGAUCACAUGCGAUGCGCCCGUGACUCCUGAGGUGUGGCGCGGCAUGUUCAAGCGUGGCUCCAUCAACUCCUUCAACCAAAUCACCGUGGACGGAGACACAUCCACCAACGACACAGUCAUCGGGCUGGCCAGCGGCCUGGAGGGCGGCGCAGUGAUCAGCGACCCCGCCAGCCCCGAGGCGCAGAAGCUGGAGGCAGCGCUCACGGCACUACUGCAGGCAAGGGGCCAAGGAGGCCUGGCCAAGUCCAUUGCCUGGGACGGCGAGGGCGCCACGGUGCUGAUUGAGUGCGAGGUGCUGGGCGCGCCCGACGCCGCUGCCGCCAACAAGGUGGCCAAGAGCGUGGUGGGCUCCUCGCUGGCCAAGUCCGCCAUCUUUGGGCACGACCCCAACUGGGGCCGGAUCGCGGCGGCCGCUGGCUACUCGGGUGUGCAGUAUGACCAGGAGGCGGUGCGCAUCCAGCUGGGUGACACGCUGCUGAUGGACAAGGGGCAGCCGCUGCCGUUUGACGAGAAGGUCGCCUCCGCCUACCUCAAGAGCAAGGCCGACGUGCACGGCACCGUCACCAUUGGCAGCGGUCCAGGCAGGGGCAUGGCCUGGGGCUGCGACCUGUCGUACGACUACGUCAAGAUCAAUGCCGAAUGUGCGCUCAGUGGGGUUGAGCUGCCGGGGCAGUGGCCGCCGACUGCCGUUCGUCUGGUGCCUGUCACACUUGAACUGCACUGA
Molecule: messenger RNA, 1548 nt
Organism: Chlorella variabilis
Lineage: Eukaryota; Viridiplantae; Chlorophyta; Trebouxiophyceae; Chlorellales; Chlorellaceae
Exons: 11
Coding region: 1-1548 (515 amino acids)
Biological process (GO): L-ornithine biosynthetic process; L-arginine biosynthetic process
Molecular function (GO): L-glutamate N-acetyltransferase activity, acting on acetyl-CoA as donor; L-glutamate N-acetyltransferase activity, acting on acetyl-L-ornithine as donor
Source: RefSeq, a predicted model, not a curated record